Messenger RNA from Spodoptera frugiperda (fall armyworm), 7346 nucleotides. RefSeq names its product phosphoinositide 3-kinase regulatory subunit 4 (gene Vps15). The record is from RefSeq and is a predicted model, not a curated record. Gene Ontology annotation, molecular function: protein serine/threonine kinase activity; ATP binding; protein binding. NCBI's taxonomy places the organism in Eukaryota, Metazoa, Arthropoda, Insecta, Lepidoptera, Noctuidae. Gene Ontology annotation, biological process: autophagy of peroxisome; protein targeting to vacuole; protein phosphorylation. Gene Ontology annotation, cellular component: nucleus-vacuole junction; phosphatidylinositol 3-kinase complex, class III, type II; late endosome. Bases 238 to 4332 code for a protein of 1364 amino acids. The transcript has 27 exons.
AACUGGCAGCUGGCAGUAAAUUGUCAAAAAUUGCAAAUUUUGCUUUGUUUUGAAUACAUACGUGCACUUAUUCAAGAUUUAUUUUCUAUUAUUAAAUCGUAAUUAUUGUGUAAAUUAAUAAUAUACUAGAUAAGUAAAUUUUCCAAGAUCUCAGAGCUUUUAGGGUGAUAAUCUCCUAGACGAAUAAAUCAGGAAAUGUGUUAGACUGAAUAGUACUUGUAAAUAUAAAAUUACACAAUGGGAAAUCAGCUUGUGGGGGUUGCACCGUCGCAGAUUUAUCCUGUAGAACAUUACCUGAGUGACCAUGUGGACCUAUCGUUCGACCAGAGCCUCGGUUCUACCCGGUUCUUGAAGGUAGCUCGUGCUAGAUCCCGUGAGGGACUUGUGGUUGUAAAGGUGUUUGCGGUUCACGAUCCUUCGCUCCCGUUAGCAGAGCAUAAGGAGCGGAUCCUGAAGAUAAAAGAGCAGCUAGCUUCUGCGUUCAACUGUCUGCCGUACCAAAGAGUUAUUCUGACAGACAAAGCAGGUUUGUUGAUGCGUGAAUACUGCAAGUUCAGCGUGUACGACCGCAUGUCCACGCGCCCCUUCCUCACCACCCUGGAGAAGAAAUGGAUCACCUUCCAAGUGCUGUACGCUCUGCACCGCAUGCACAAACUCGGGAUAUGUCAUGGGGAUAUUAAACUAGAAAACAUAAUGGUGACAUCCUGGCUGUGGGUGCUGCUCACAGACAUAGCAUCCUUCAAGCCGACCUUCCUACCCGAUGACAAUCCUGCCGACUUCAGCUACUUCUUCGACACCUCACGCAGGAGGCUCUGCUACGUCGCGCCCGAGAGAUUCGUGAGGGCACCCGACCCACAUAAUAGACCUGGGGGUGAUGACAAAAUGGGCGGGCUGUUGCUGAGUGAAUCGCCCUGUAAAGUCGGUGAACUGGUACCGAGUAUGGAUAUUUUCUCGGCUGGUUGUGCCCUCCUAGAGUUAUGGAACGAUGGUACCCCAGCAUUAGACCUGCCAGGUCUCCUCGCGUACCGUAAUGGCGAGGACAGACCUUCCACCAUGACCCUCAGCACGGAUGACGAAGACCUGAAGAAUCUACUGCACUCCAUGACUGAAAGAAACCCUAAGGAUAGGAAGUCUGCUGAGCUGUAUCUUGAUGAGGCUAGGGGGAAAUUAUUCCCCGAGUACUUUUACUCGUUCCUCCAAUCCUACAUGCUGAUAUUCUCGGGCCAGCCAAUCUUACCAGCGGACGAGAAAAUACUCCGCAUACACCAAGACAUAAAGAACAUAAUAAAAAUAUUCACACAACCCUCAGACGCCAAGAACUACAAAGAUCUGGUCGAAGAGACCACGGAACACCAAUCAGUAGACAAUAUUGACAAAUUAAAGGACAAUUUUAAAGUUUUAAAUGUAAAUACUACGGAUUUUGACGAUGAGGACGAUAAGGCCCCUGAGAUUAAAGAGUUAAGCCCCGACAGUGAAGGGUUGAUUUUGAUUACGUCACUGGUGACGUCAUGUAUUAGAGGGUUGCAUCAUUGUACAUCGAAAUUGUACAGUUUGGAGAUUUUGCAGCUGCUGUGUGAGAAUACUAGCUCGGAAACUAUUUUGGAUAGGAUUCUGCCUUAUAUUAUCGAGUUGUCCCACUCGAGCACGGCCCGCGUGCGCGCGCGCGCAGUGUCCGCGUGCGGGCGCGCGUUAUGUUGCGUCCGCGGUCUGCCGCGCGCGGACUGCAACGUGUUCCCCGAGUACAUCCUGCCCGAGCUGGCGCCGCGCGCCACCGACCCCAGCGUGCCCGUGCGCAUCGCAUACGCUAAUAAUAUCGCGAGGUUGGCAGAAACGGCGGUUCGAUUCCUAGAUCAGACACAGAAUAUGGUGGACAAGGAGGCAGCUAAUAUUAAUUAUGAGACUGAACUGUCGGCACUGCAUGAAAUGGUGCGGUCGACAGUAUCCUACCUGUUGACAGACUCGCAAGCGGUCGUGAAGCGAGCACUGGUAGAGAACGGUAUCACGAAGCUUUGCAUCUUCUUCGGGAAACAGAAAGCGAACGACGUGAUCCUCUCCCACAUGGUGACGUUCCUCAACGACAAGGAGGAGGCGGCACUCCGCGGGUGCUUCUUCGAGAGGGUCGUUGGGGUCGCCGCCUAUGUCGGACACCACGCCGCGCCCAUACUCGUACCGCUACUGCAACAGGGUCUGACGGACCAGUCGGAGUGGAUAAUAUCGAAGGCCCUGCGCGCCACGACCAACCUGGCGGAGCUGGGGCUGCUGAACAAGCAGACGCUGUGCGACCUCGUCGCCGAGAGCGCCGUGUUCCUUGCUCACCCUAACUUGUGGAUCCGGCAAGAAGUGUGUGGUCUAGUAUCGUGUGUGGCGAGCCUAAUGAACCCGAUCGACGUGCACUGCAAGAUACUGCCACUCGUCUGGCCGCAUCUCAAACACAAGCUUAUACAGGUGGAGAGGCCGGAGCUCCUGUUGGAGAGUCUGUCGGAGCCCAUCCCCCGCAAGGUGCUGGACGCAGUGCUGCGCCACGGGGACGUGGAUAGGCUCGUGCACACUCUACGCGAGAGGAGGAACACUCGGCUCAAGGUGAAGCAAGGCACGGUGCCCCAGUACUCGGAGAUGGGCCAACAGCUGAGGAACCUGUUCCGCAGACUGGCAUCCGACGGUAUGACGGAGCACGUGGAGAACCAACUGCUGGCCAUGAGCGCACAUCUCAUCAAGAUACAGGGGUCUUCUACACAGCAUAUAACGGAGGCGCCGGGCCGCCUCGUGCUCCCCGCGUCGGGUAUAUCCCGCGCGGUACAACUGGACACGGGCACUGCGGACGCCAUGCCGCAUGUAGACAAGAUGUAUGCCUCCACACAGAACCGACGCACGCACAAGACGUCAGGGUCGCAGGAGUCACACAUGAACACAGAGUGGCAACAUAUGUUCGGACACUCACACGAAAAUCCCAGAGUAUCGGAGAGCGUGUCCCAGUCGGUGGGGUCGUCGAGCGUGGGCGUGCUGCCCCCCCCGCCGCCCCCCCACCACUCGCAGCUCGCGCACAGCGCCAGCUACGUACAGUAUAGCAUGGCGCCGUGUCGAGUUGAGUUAAGAGAUCUCACAGCGCGCAUGCAGCAGAAGUAUCAGAAGUCUUUAAGGAGCCCGGAGGACCCGGUGGAGUGCAGCGACGAGGCCACGCCCCCGCCCGGCUGGCGGCCCGGGAACCAACUGCUGGCCUAUCUACACGAACACAAAGCCCGAGUGAACCAGCUAGUUUGCCUCCCGGCGUCGCGCGCAGUGUUCGCGUCGUGCUCGGACGACGGCACCGUGCGUCUGUGGGACGCCGCCAGGCUGCAUACUCACGCGCAUAUCAACAGAUCGAAGUCGAUGUACAAUAGAAACGCGGGCCCCGUGGUGUCGCUGGCGGCGUGCGAGGCGGGCCAGUCGCUCGUCGCCGCCACGCAGGAGUCCGUCUUCGUACUACGCGUGGACGGGUCGUCGUCCCGCAUGUCCCUGUCGCAGGGCCGGCAGCUGGAGUCGGACGGGGACGACGCGCUGUGCGUGGCGGCGCCCGCGCAUGGCAACGUCAUCGCAUACGCCACGCUCUUCGCCAACAUCGUCGGAUGGGACCUAAGGGCGCCCGGUAACGCGUGGAAGCUACAAGGCGACCUGAAGCAGGGCGUGACGACGUGCCUGUACGCCGACCCCACCGGGUACCUGGCCGUGGGCACCUCCAGCGGCGCCAUCUGCGUCUGGGACCUGCGGUUCCAUUUACCCAUCACUUCCGUCAGACAUCCUAACUCGGAGCGCGUCCGUCGCAUAGUGGGCGGCGGGUGCGCGGGCGCGGUGUGGGUGGCGGGCGAGCGCGACGCGGCGGCCUGGUCGCUGGAGUCCACGCAGCGCACCGCCGCGCUCUGGACCUGCACCAACUCGCUGCAGCCGCUGCAAUACACGCCUGUUGCCUCUCAGUACAUAAGCUCAAUAUACUGCGGCACCCGCGAGGGCAACCGCUUCGUGGUGACGGGCGGCUCCGACCAGAGGCUGCGCUACUGGGACCUGGAGCACCCUGAGGACUCUUAUAUACUGCUGCAUGCGCAUAAUGACGCGUUGAAAAACUCGCCCGGGGCGCUUAAAUACAGGAGCCGAAUAAUAGAUGGCACCACAGUGAUACAAGAAUGUUGCAAGCUCAACCCUUCGACUCCGGCUUCAAUGCCAGAUGACAACAUAUAUAGGAGUGUGGAGUCCAGGUCGUUCUACCAUACGGCGCCCAUCACAGACCUUACGGUGGUCGAAGGAAGCAAGCCGUAUCUAGUCAGCGCUUCGGCAGACGGCGUUAUCAAUGUGUGGAAAUAGGAGUUAUUUUAAGUGAUUUGCUGGUAAGAAAAUGUGAUUUUUUGUAUUUGAUGAAUUAUUGUGAGUGUAUGUUUGUGUGUUUUUGCUGGUAUAGUUGAAGCAUUGACUGCCGAAAGAAAACUGUUGAAGGUAAAUCCUUGACUAAGCGUCGGUAACUGGUAUCCGGCGUUGCGGUUAAUUUGUUUGGUUUUGAUGAGUUAAAGGAUAUAUAGGUAGGGAUGUGAUGAUAAGAGGCUGGUUUUUGCAAAAUUGACGGAUUCUAUUUUAUUUUUUGAAUGCGUGUGCGUGUAUCUAUGAUGCUCUUCAUUCUCUGAACCCUUAGUACGAGUUUCCUUUACGUUUAAAGUAAUCGAAAAGAGAGCGUGUUCGGCGCUCUGAUUGAUUGGUUUAUUAGCGUAUAUUACGUAAAGCAAAUUCGUACUAAGGGUAAUGUAUACCUAUUUAUUUAUGAUUUAUUGACAAAACCUUUACCAGACAUCAGCGAAAUUGUAAGCAGUAAUAACUAUGUAAACAAAAUGACAGCAAAAAAUAAAUAUUAAUAUUUAUAUAUAUAUUAUUUGACCCUAAAAAUUAAACAAACUCACACACAAUUCGAUAUUGUUUUAGACUAUUGGAAAGAAAGUAAUGUAUUUGACAUGCAUAUAUCGUUUCUAUCGUGUAGGAAUUGGACUUCCCAUGUUAAACUGCAUAUGUCUAGAUUAGGAACUUUUUUAUAUUUUGUUUAAUGGACUUGUACUACGCAACUGGAUUUGCGUAGUAUGACCAUUGGCUGGUCUUGAUAACCUAUUUAUCGAUAGAUUGGGCUACUAGAGAGAGCUCAUAAUAAUAUGAAAUGUACCUCUUCUGUAUCUAUAACCCUCGAAUUCUAUUCACCCCGUUUUACCGUAUUGUAUUUUUGUAAUAACUAUCGCGAGACAAACUAAAUUAACUACAAAUCACGGUUUACUCAAGUACAUUAAUAGAGAAAAGCUCUACUAGUUUCGAGUUACAGAGGAACUCUUAAUCAUGACCAGCGUCCCUACGCGUUGUAUGCCCAUCGCACCCUCUGCCGGCAAAAACGCGCGUUGUGCUCCACCUCUGAUCGCGGGUGCGAUGAUGUUAUGACGCUCGAUAGGUUCACCAACGACGUAGAUAGGUGCGUUUCCCGAGUCGGCACACAGUCAGUAUUACACGUAACGCAACUAGUAGAGCUUAACUCCAUUAGUGUACGUUAGUAAACCGUGAUUUUUACUUAAAAUUUAUUGUGUCAAAAUUCUUUCUAUAUUGACAAAGGUUAUUGAGACUGGCCAUAUAUAUGACUCUAAAAUGAUGUGACCGGUCAUUUAUUUUGAUCGUUAUGUGAAAUUUAAAAUAAAUGUAGGAAUAAUGCGGCUGAAACCGCGCGGCAAAAUUAAGUAUGUUCAUUAACUUAGGGAUUGCGAUUAUGCUCAACAGAUGGCGUUAGUGAGACGUAAGAUGCUUUUAUAAUCUGUUAAUCAAACGUAUGUUUAAAAACGUUGACUAAUGCUUUACGGCCCGUUUCAUAUCCUGUUCGUCCGUAGAAUGUUUUAAUAAAUAAUUUUAAAAUAGCUUUUUAAAUAAUGCAACUAAUGAUUAUAAUAAAAUACUCCAUACAUUGAGACUGGUCGUUGAGCAUUAGUAAAUGUUACUAUAAAAAAAUAUACCGUAUGGAGAAACCUCUUAUGACUUAAUUUAAACCACAUAUUUGUUAUCACCUUGGCUGACAAUAUACGAAAAAAGGAGCGAAAAAGCCUAGUAGGUAAGCCAAAAAGUGCAUUAAUCUCUUUGAGCUAAUUUGGACACUCUUUAUAAAUACAGCAUCGCAACAGCCUCGCCACAUGUCCCUAACAUUCCUAGACAACCUACAAUAUUACAGUUCUUCUGUGAUCAAGAAACUAGUUUUCGUUGAAAUAUUGGGUUUGGAUGAUUACUACUUGUAGUUUCAUUUAAGUCAUAUGAGUGAUCUCCAUACUGUAUUACGUCCCACUGACGAUGGCGCCUCUAUUCGUAGAAUACCCUAAUGAAGCGGCUAAUGCAUAGAGUUAUUUAGAUUUUUAUCUGUGAUCCUGCUUUUUUACGAUAUAAGCUUUGUUAUUUUUGUGUAUAAAAUUAAUUGGUGGACGAAAAAUUAAGGCACUCACUAUUUUUAUCAUUAAUAUUCAACAUCACAUAAAAAAAUGAAAUUUGGACGUCCUCAUGCUUUUUGGAAAAUCAGUUAUGUGGCUUAAUUUUAUUGUCCACCAGUUUAUUUCAUGUCAGGUUUUAUUUUUCAAAGUGGCGAUAUUUUACUCUAUACUCAGCACAAAUAAUAUUGUCAUACUGGCUGACCGUUGAGGCGGUACAUUAUUUUUCUCACAUUUUAAACCUGUCUAGAAUUCCACAAAUAAUGUAAGACCAAAGUAGCGAAAUCGGUCUGGCCCUUUUCGAGUUUUAGCGAGACUUGUGUUGAUCAAUAAUUAAUUUUGCUUUUAUUUGCCCAAAAGGUCAUCAUAUAGUUUUUCAUAUUGUAUCUUAGUUUCGAUUGCGUCCUGUCACUAAAAUUAAUUCGAAAAUGUGUAACUAACCUAGCGGGUUUCCUCAAUGAGCACGAUUAGGAACGGGGUGGUUUAUAGUCAGUAAGAGUCUGAUACUCCCUCUCACCAACCAAGGCGGCAGAAGUCAUUGGAUUAUUCCCCCCCCCCAACAUCAAUUACACUAACUAUCUACAGUAACAUGAUUAAAAUAUCGCUAAAAUGAAAAGUAAAACCUUCUUUUUUACAGUCAAUAUAGAUAAUUUUGAAAGAAAACGACUGAAUAUAAUUGUAUCAAAUGUAUAUUUAAUAGUAUAAUUAAUAAAUCCUUACAUAAUAAAUACCUAAUUAUAAAAUUCGUGGAUAAUAUUUCAGUACGAUGUUUGUUUUGGGACCCGUUUCGAGCUUGAAAGUGUUCGGGGUACCACGAAACAAACAGUUUGUACGUAAUAAUUAUUGUAGUUGGUAAGAUUCUAUUUUUGCAUAAUAAAAAUGUUAUGAGUA